AUGGCGGAGGACCUGACGAAGCCGCUGCUGGGCACGAAGAAGAAGGCCUGGCUCGCGGCGCGCUUCGCCGUCCUGAGCCUCGCCGGUCUCCUCAUUUCCAUCUUCUUCCUCGUGCAUCCCGGCGGCGGCGCCGUCGACGCGCCGGAGGCCCUGGACGAGUCGCCGGCGGUGCGCGUGCGGCGCGUCGAGGCGCUGCUCGCGACGCCGCUGUCCGAGGCCGCGGCGGGCGACCUGCGGACGACGCUGCCCGGCGCGCCGGCGGGCGACGAGACCGUGCAGUUCUCGGGCUACGUGCGAAUCUCCGAGACGAAGCACAUGUUCUACCUCUUGGUCCUGGCGGCGGAGGACCCGGCGUCCAAGCCCCUGGCCUGGUGGUCCAACGGCGGGCCGGGCUGCUCGGGUUUGCUCGGGUACGCCACGGAGCACGGCCCGUACCGGCCCAUGCGCGACUCGACGCUCUCGGCGUUCCCCUACAGCUGGAACAACGCGGCGAACAUGUUGUACGUCGAGUCGCCCGUGGGCGUAGGGUACUCCUACACGACGGACGAGACGGGCGAGGACCUCAAGUCCGGGGACCAGAGCGUCGCCAAGGACAACUACGACGUGCUCGUCGGUUUUUUCCAGAGGCACCCGCACUUCGCGACGUCGGACUUGUACCUGACGUCGGAGUCCUACGGCGGCCACUACGUGCCCACGCUGGCGCAGUACAUCGUGGACCACGACACGACGGGCAUGAACCUCGUGGGCCUGGCCGUCGGGAAUCCGUACACGGAUCCGCUCGAGAACAUGCGCGGCAUGGUCGGCGCCUACUGGGGGCGGUCCAUGAUCCCCUUCCCCCUGUACCACGCCUGGGACGACGAGUGCACGGGCUCGACCAUCGACGCGGCCAAGUGCGAGACCAUGGGUCUGGCCAUGUUCGAGUACGUCGGCGGCGACGCGUGGAUCGACUACUACGGCCUCGACUACGGCUACUGCAGCGACCACGCGGCGGACGCGGCGGACGCGGGCGGCCGGCGGCUGUCGAGCGGGCGGCGCGCGCUCUACGACACGGCCGCGGACGGGCUCUACGGCUACGACGCGUGCACGGGCGACUACACGGACCACUACUUCAACCGCGCCGACGUCAAGGCCGCGCUGGGCGUGCCCGAGUCCAUCGAGUGGCAGACGUGCUCCGGGUCCGUCAAGUACGCGACGGAGGACGACUUCAUGGAGGAGGUCUGGAACUCGCUCCUCGACGCGGGGCUGCGCAUGAUGAUCUUCUCCGGCGACGACGACUCCGUCUGUGGGCCCAUCGGCACCCAGUCCUGGCUCUACAAGCUCCUGAACGUGUCCGCGGACAACGACUGGCGCGGCUGGACCUACGACGACCCGCGCGUGGGCGACGACCAGCUCGGCGGCUACCGCGUCAUCUUCGGCCACGGCACGCGCAAGAUCACGUUCGUCACGGCGCACCACGCCGGCCACAUGGUCCCGGCCUACCAGCCCUCGAAGGGGUACGAGGUCUUCUCGCGCUUCAUCGCCGACGAGUGGGGGUAA
Molecule: messenger RNA, 1536 nt
Organism: Aureococcus anophagefferens
Lineage: Eukaryota; Pelagophyceae; Pelagomonadales; Pelagomonadaceae
Exons: 2
Coding region: 1-1536 (511 amino acids)
Biological process (GO): proteolysis
Molecular function (GO): serine-type carboxypeptidase activity
Source: RefSeq, a predicted model, not a curated record